UGGCCGAGUGCUGAUGUCACUACUUUCCAUUCGAAGUUCAUUUUUGUCCUAGUUGGAACUUGCUGGGUUUUUUUGUAUAAGAAUCUGCUGCCUCACACUGUAAAUCUCCUGAGGGCAAUCGCUCGCUUCUGUAUAAAUAAAGAGCCGUCCACGGCAGCCUUGUAAUUCAUAACAAGUGCAACAGCAGCCUCGGACUAUAUUACAGUUGUUCAAAACAGCCACCUCUCGGAGAGACCAUGCAUUUGCAAAGCCUUAAUUGCAACGUUAUUCUGAUCGCUUGUUUGCCUGACAGUGAAGUCUUCACAGAUAGUGAUUUAAAGGAUGACUUUGAGACGUUGUUCAGGGUCUACGACAAGAAUGUGACCUUCCAGUUUUUCAAGAGCUUCAGGCGAGUUCGAAUCAACUUCAGCAACCCCAUUGCUGCAACUGAAGCCCGAAUUCAACUUCAUGAAACUGAGUUUAAUGGGAAGAAAAUGAAGCUCUACUUUGCACAGAUCCAGAGCAAAUCUUUCAGUAAAGGUAGUCCUCACCUUGCACCACCCCAUCCAGAAAAACAAUUCCUCAUUUCCCCACCAGCAUCUCCGCCUGUUGGGUGGAAGCAAGCAGAAGAUGCUACUCCAGUUGUAAACUAUGACUUGUUGUAUGCAAUUUCCAAGCUGGGACCAGGGGAGAAGUACGAAUUGCACGCUGGUACUGACACCACUCCCAGUGUUGUUGUACAUGUUUGUGAAAGCGACCCGGAACUGGAGCCGGAACAAGAGGAGGACGAUGGCAAGAAUCGGCCCAAACCGAAAAUCGUUCAAACAAGACGGCCAGACUACGCUGCAAACCAUUCUAAGUGAAGUGAACUUGUCGACAUGUCCGCGUCUUUGCGUUUGGAUUCCUCAUACAGAGAACGGCCACACUACUGAGUUAUAAUGGGGAGACUGGACUGCAGUAUGACUUUUUGCAAGGAGUUUAAGUUCCCAAAAUGCAUAACUGUGUGUGUGUAUACUGGUAGGCAGAAAGAAUGUGGGAAAUUUGUACUGUUUCGAUGCUUUAGCGUUAUUUUCUGCUGUAAGCCUGCACAUUUAAACUGCAAAGGUAUUGAACUGGGGACAGCUGGAACAGCUGGAUGAGUGAGCAACAUUGAUAAAGGCACUCGUGGUGAGGUAGUGUCUGUGGUUGGCACUGACAUUUAUUUUUUAGUUCUCUUUAACGUUUUUGUGUCUUAUCAUUUCCUUGCUAUUAUACUUUGCAUAUUGUUGCAAACAUUGUAGUUAUUUGUGGUGUUUCGUGUGGCCUGGUACAAUGUUUAAAAUAGUCCUAGCAGUGCCAGCUUGUAUGGAAUUGUGACAUAUUCAACUUAAGCAGAAAACUGAAUAUAAUUGCAAACAGUGGCUGCUUCAUGGGUUAAUUCAACCACUUAUCAGGAUCAGGUGGCUUUUUAAACUUUUUAAACUCCAUCUAACUACCUACUGUAAGUAUUCUCUAAUCAAACUGCAUCACCAUGAUUGUGAAGAUAAUUGACGUGGUCUGGCUUGCACUUUAUCUUUCCGCAAACCUUCUGCGACAUAGCUACCUGUCCCGUGCACUAAAACUAACCGCAUGUUGUAAAACACACACUAUUGUAUGGAGAUUUUUUCGAAUCUAUUACUCUAGUGCGUUUGUGUCUUCUAAAUGAACUGACUCAUCAUUUGCUUCAUUGAGAUUCAAGCUUGCCCGACCGCAUUAGUCUGCCAUUUGGUGUCAGAGUUGGACUCGGAUAUUAUUUUGCCUGUUUCUUACUCUUUCCUCUGGCUGGUUCACUUGCAAGUGAAGGACUGCAGUGCUGUGAGCUGACAAAUCUGGCAAAAGCUGAUUGUUAGGGUGCUUUUUGCACUUCAUCACCCCAAAAUGAAGACUAACUCCUAGAGGUAUUUAUUAGAUGGAAUGGAACAAAAAUGAAUCCCAUGUAUCGGAAGGAACUGCAGAUCUUCUGCACCUUGUUAUGUUGGGAAUAAAUAAAUGUGUCUAUCUUCGAUUUAAACCACCAUCUGCAGUUCCUUCCUACACAGGAGUAAAUAACUGUUAAGUUCAGAAGUAGUUGAAUGACAAGCAGACAUUUUGGAUGUAAGAACCUACAUUUUGCAAAGGGGAAAAGGCACAAAUUGCUGGAGUAACUCAGCGGGUCAAGCAGCAUCUGUGGGGAACAUGGAUAUUAGGGAAGUACAGGACAGAAACUGGCCCUUUGACUCAAUGUGUAGUGAGGAGCUGCAGAUGCUGGUUUACACUGAAGACAGACACAAAAAAGCUGGAGUAACUCAGCGGGACAGGCAUCAUCUCUGGAGGAAAGGAUUUGGUGACUUUUCCGGUCAGGACCCUUCUUCGUGAAGAAUGGUCCCGACCCGAAACGUCACCAGUUCCUUACCUCCAGAGAUGCUGCCUGUCCCGCCGAGUAACUCCAGCUUUUUGUGUCUUAAAAACUAAAACUCAAACUGCUGUCUGAUAAUUGUCAUAAUUUCUGUCUGCGCCCAAAUAAUGUUGCCAUUCAAUUUUCCUUUUGAAGUGGACAUUUGGUUGUGAAUAAAAGACACAUGGCUUUAUGUUCAAACCUUAAUCAUGUAUUGAAAAGUACUAGACCACUUUGUUAACUGCAGUUAGUAAAACAUAAUCUUGGUCACAAUCUGAUUCCGUGUAACUUUGUUUCCUGGCCUGAAAUAUUGGUUUCUUGAGCUACACAGAGACUAUUUAUGUUAAUGUGACUACCUUGAGUGAGUAUGGAAAGUACCAAAUUACUGAUUUAUGAUGUCUCGUCGGAGUGUAUUCAUCCCGUGAAAUGUUAGAAUAUUUUCAGCUGUUUCUCUAGAAGUGUAAGUAAUAUCGGUAUCAUAUUAAAUUAUUAUCUCUGUCUGCUGUACAUAUUGUUCAUAUUUGUACAGAUUGGAAUAAUUGGGCAGAUGGGAUGUUUACAAAUAAAUACAUUUGCUUUAA
Messenger RNA from Leucoraja erinaceus (little skate), 2952 nucleotides. Its product is annotated as calcipressin-1-like. Gene Ontology annotation, molecular function: nucleic acid binding; calcium-dependent protein serine/threonine phosphatase regulator activity. The transcript has 4 exons. The record is from RefSeq and is a predicted model, not a curated record. The coding region runs from base 237 to 842 and encodes 201 amino acids. Gene Ontology annotation, cellular component: cytoplasm; nucleus. Gene Ontology annotation, biological process: calcium-mediated signaling. Lineage: Eukaryota; Metazoa; Chordata; Chondrichthyes; Rajiformes; Rajidae.